AGCUGCUAAUCACAGGAUUAUUCUGUUUAACUAAGACUAUUAAGUGUUCAACAUACAAAUGGCGUCUCCCACAGGCAGACCUUGGAGAGGAUCAUCCCCUCACUGUAGAGCUCUUACAGAGGACUGACUACACCACAAGGGACCCAGUGGAAGGGAGAAUUCCCUUGUAUACUAACGGGAUGUCAUGGUAGGUUAUAUGGCGACAGAAGAAAGAAGAUGAACCUGAGACAAAUCCAAAUAAAACAGAAGCCCUGAGUUUUCUACCUGCCUUGUAGCACGCCUGGCAACAGUGCUGUGCCUCAGGGUCGACAGUUGGCAGCAGCCCUGUUUAUCUGUCUGAAACAACGAGCAAGUACCAGGACUGUCUCUCAUGUCAUCGCUGACAUGAUGCUCCGGGUGCUGACAAAGAUAAUGCUGCUGACAAUGAUGAUAUCCAACACUGGACAGUCACAUAUGUGGUAGUCCUGCAGCCGACACAUACACAUAUUGCUUGACGGUCAAGGCAGAUGCAGGGACAGAAGGAGCUGAUCUGUGUGGAGUCAUUGCCAAAUGUCCCAGUAUAUCUGGAACUUCUCCAGAAGUCUUCUCUGCCACUCUGGAUGAGUGUACCGUUUGGACACUUGUGACCAUGGCUGUCUAAUCCCAGCAUAACCUCAUUGUUACAGAUGCAGUCACCUGCCACUCACCAGAGACUGAUGGCAGAAUACUGAAAGUUUCCACGUCUACUUGUGUGUGCACUCGGCAGACACUUGAGGAAUGACUCAGUCUCACUGACUGGAUUUUGGGCGUUUGUUUACUGAGCGUGUGCACAGACAUGGCCAGCACGGUGGCUCAGCUCUUCGGCUUCAUCUUAGGGCUGUUGGGGUUUACAGGAACUGUCGUUGCAACUCUGCUCCCGCACUGGCGCUGUUCAGCAUAUACAGGAUCUAACAUCAUCACAGCCACGUCCUACAUGAAGGGCCUGUGGAUGGAGUGUGUCUGGCACAGCACUGGCAUCUAUCAGUGUGAACUGUACAGAUCUCUACUGGCACUGCCACGUGACCUGCAGGCUGCCCGGGCGCUGAUGGUUCUGUCCUGCGUCACCUCAGUCAUGGCAUCGCUGGCUGCCGUCAUGGGGAUGAAGUGCACCCGCUUCGCCCGCGGCUCAUUGAUCAAAUCUCCCUUGGCGCUUAGCGGGGGGGUAUGCUUCCUCUGCGCCGGACUCCUCUGCCUGGUCACCGUGUCCUGGACCACCCAUGACGUCAUCAUGGACUUCUACGACCCUUUCCUCCCCAGUGGGUUUAAGUAUGAGAUCGGCCUGGCCGUGUACCUCGGUUACGCCGCUGCUUUUCUCAGUCUGAUCGGAGGAAUGGUUCUGUGCUGGAGUAGCGGCGGCGGUGGCGGCAGCCGGUCUCGAAGCCCCCUCAGAGUCCAGAGGCGUCCUCCUUUAUCACCUCCCCCUGCCUUCAACAACAUCUAUCCCCCGGCUCCACCGUACAAACCACAUGAGGCCCUGAAGGACAACCAUGCGCCGUCGGUUUGUUCCAUGUCCAGCAGCGGAUAUCGACUCAAUAACUAUGUUUAAGGGAGCGACACAAUAAGAACACAGUCAUAAAAAUGGUUUAUGGAUCAAAUAACUCCUGUGUGGACCAAAACAGGAAAGAGCACUUUGAAUUUUAGCACCUUUCAGUCUACCCUUCCCACAAAACAAAUAGCAAAAGACAUAUUUGUAUAAGAAUAUCAAGUCGAGAUCUACUCAGACUGAAGAUAAUGCACCUUAAACCAUUCAGGACGAUGAUCCAGAUGUGGGAGCCUUAGCAGACUUCAAUCACAAUAUGAACCCUCUGCACAUACUGCUAUGUCGCCCUGGGACCAGAAGGUGGCAACAUAUGUCUGAAAAUAUCCACAGAAUUGUAUUUAGUAACACGUUACACUUACAGUUAUAAUAAAUAAACCAUUUCUGUAUUUCUUGAUGUAACCCACUUUCUACUCAAUGUUAACUGUUUCUGAAAACAAACAGCUAUGUAAUAACUCUCAAAAAAACUGAUGGUGUUCAGUAUGAUUAAAUCAUUUUCGUCCCAAA
Messenger RNA from Sphaeramia orbicularis (orbiculate cardinalfish), 2062 nucleotides. Its product is annotated as claudin-14-like. The coding region runs from base 815 to 1564 and encodes 249 amino acids. Gene Ontology annotation, cellular component: bicellular tight junction; membrane. Lineage: Eukaryota; Metazoa; Chordata; Actinopteri; Kurtiformes; Apogonidae. Gene Ontology annotation, molecular function: structural molecule activity. The transcript is spliced from 5 exons. The record is from RefSeq and is a predicted model, not a curated record.